AUGGAAAUAAUAGACAUGAUGAACAAUAAGUUGCAAUUGUUCAAUGUAUUACUUCUCAUUGUGGCAACUAUUGUAGCAACAAAAUUAAUACGUAAAACUCUCUUAAUCAAGAGCGACAAACGCUUACCACCAGUGGUGAAAGGGCUGAUCCCUUUGAUCGGGGGCGUGGUUCGCUUCGUAGCGAACCCUGUAGAGAUGCUCAAGGAGGAGUACCAGAUGUUAGAAAUAAACCUUGGAAGUGUAUUCACUAUAGAUGUAGUGUACAAGAAAAUAACGUUCUUACUCGAACCCGACGUAUCGACUUACUUCUUUAAGGCCGGCGAGAGUGAAUUAAGUCAGAAAGAAGUGUACGGGUUCACCGUGCCUAUAUUUGGACCUGGGAUCGUGUAUGACGCAGAGUAUUCAGUGCGUAAGGAGCAGUUUCACUUCUUUGAGAAGUCUUUUCGUAUCGAUAAACUCCGUGGUUUUGUUGAUUAUAUGAGCCUAGAAGUUAAGGAUUAUUUUUCCAAAUGGGAAGAUAUUGGUGAAGUAGAUUUAAAACAAGAAAUGGAGAAUCUCAUCAUCUUAAUAGCAAGUCGAUGUUUUCUUGGUCAAGAAGUCCGUGAAAGUCUCUCGGAAGACAUAGCUACCCUUAUCUAUGAAAUCAAUGUUGCAAUGGGUCCUCUAACAACAUUGUUCCCUCAUCUACCCAUCCCACCUCACCGGCGCCGCGACAAAGCCCGUAAAAGACUAGAUAACAUUUUCUCAAACAUAAUAUCUUCUCGUAGAUCAUCACCAAAAUCCGAGGAUGACAUGCUGCAGAGUCUUAUUAACUCCAAGUACAAAGAUGGUCGUGCCACAACCGUUACAGAGGUAACAGGUAUGCUCAUUACUGCCCUCUAUGGCGGUCAACGUUCAGGUUCUGCUACGGCUACUUGGACAGGUGCUUACCUUGUUCACUAUAAGAAGUUCUGGUCUGAUGCUGUGGAAGAGCAGAGAAGGUUGAUGAAAAAACAUGGAGACGCGAUAACAUAUGAUGUAAUAUCUGAUAUGCAUCUUUUAUACCGUUGCAUCAAAGAAGCAUUGAGGCUACACCCGCCACUAGCAAUGCUAUUGCGUAAAUCCCAUAAAGAUUUUAGUGUGACUACUCGAAAGGGUGACAAGUACGAAAUCCCAAAAGGCCAUAUAAUCGCAGCCUCACCAGUUUUGUCUAAUCGUGUUCCACAUAUUUACACAAAUCUUGAUAGUUACGAUCCUGAAAGGUUUUGCCCUGGAAGAGAGGAGGAUAGAUUGGCUGGCCCAUUCUCGUUCUUAUCGUUUGGUGGAGGCAAGCAUAGUUGCAUUGGUGAGACAUUUGCAUACUUGGAGAUAAACACUAUAUGGAGCUAUUUGAUUCGGAACUUUGAGCUCGAGUUGACUUCACCGUUCCCAGAGACUGAAUAUAAUGAAAUAGUAUGGAGUCCGAAAGGAAAGGUGAUGGUACGAUACAAGCGUAGGAAACUUGUUAUUGAGUAAAUGUUGGGAUUGUACAAUUCUUCAACUAACUCGGUCUUCGUUUGUAAUAAAGUUUGUUUUAAGAAACUAUCCAAUGACGCAAAUGCUUUUUUAUAUUUAACGAACAACCGAA
Chenopodium quinoa (quinoa) is the source of this 1606-nucleotide messenger RNA. Its product is annotated as obtusifoliol 14-alpha demethylase-like. Bases 1 to 1494 code for a protein of 497 amino acids. Gene Ontology annotation, molecular function: oxidoreductase activity, acting on paired donors, with incorporation or reduction of molecular oxygen; heme binding; iron ion binding. The record is from RefSeq and is a predicted model, not a curated record. Lineage: Eukaryota; Viridiplantae; Streptophyta; Magnoliopsida; Caryophyllales; Amaranthaceae. The transcript is spliced from 3 exons.